CUUAUACAUAAUAUAAAUAGAAUAUUUAUUAAAUUCCUAAGACCUGCUGCUGCUGGGAGGUGCAGAGAGCCCACAAGAAAGGACUAGGCAGAAGGUGGCUCUGCAAUGAGCUUGGUUGGAGGAUUUCCCCACCACCCGGUGGUUCACCAUGAUGGUUACCCCUUUGCAGCAGCUGCAGCCGCCGCAGCCAGCCGCUGCCAUGAAGACAAUCCUUACUUCCACGGCUGGCUUAUUAGCCACCCGGAGAUGUCUCCCCCUGACUACAGCAUGGCACCGUCCUACAGUCCGGAGUACGCCAAUGGCGCAGCCGGGCUGGACCACUCCCAUUACGGGGGUGUCCCGGGAAGCGGGGCCGGAGGCUUGUUACAACGGCCUGUUAAGCGGAGGGGGACUGCCAACCGCAAGGAGAGGCGCAGGACUCAGAGUAUCAACAGCGCCUUCGCCGAGCUCCGGGAGUGUAUCCCCAACGUGCCUGCCGACACCAAGCUCUCCAAGAUCAAAACCCUGCGGCUGGCUACCAGCUACAUCGCCUACCUCAUGGACCUGCUGGCCAAGGAUGACCAGAAUGGGGAGACAGAGGCCUUCAAGGCAGAGAUCAAAAAGACAGAUGUGAAGGAGGAGAAGAGGAAGAAAGAACUGGUCAGUACAGCAUGGCAUGCCGACAGCAACAAUAAUGAACUUUUGAAAAACACAGUUAGCGGCAACGAUAAGAAGACUAAAGGCAGGACUGGGUGGCCACAGCAUGUCUGGGCUCUGGAGUUAAAACAGUGACGCUAUGGACUGCAGUAAUGAAGACUCAAUUAAUAUGCACAUAUAUAUGUGUGUGUGUAUAUAUAUGUGUGUAUAUAUGUCCUAAAAAACUAUGUAUAUGGAAUCGUCCAGUUUAUUUAUGUGCAAUUUCCCUCCCUACCCCCAAGCACCCCUAAAAUGUGGAUUUGUGAAGACAAGCAUUCCAUUAUAUGAAGAAAAACCUGCAGGUUGGUUUUAAGGGCUGUGUGUGCUGUAUAAAAGUUUGUGAAUGUUACAGUAUUUCUCUCUAUGUUCUAACAUCACAACAUCAAGAAAAUGACUCCCUGGCAUUAGUAUGUAUGUGAAGUUUCUAUUUUCUUUUUUUACGUGAUUUUUUUGUUUGUUUUGUUUUUUACUGUUUGUUUGUUUUU
This is a messenger RNA of Pelobates fuscus (common spadefoot toad), 1160 nucleotides long. RefSeq names its product heart and neural crest derivatives expressed 2 (gene HAND2). The transcript is spliced from 2 exons. Bases 106 to 771 code for a protein of 221 amino acids. Lineage: Eukaryota; Metazoa; Chordata; Amphibia; Anura; Pelobatidae. Gene Ontology annotation, biological process: heart development; regulation of transcription by RNA polymerase II. Gene Ontology annotation, molecular function: DNA-binding transcription factor activity, RNA polymerase II-specific; RNA polymerase II transcription regulatory region sequence-specific DNA binding; protein dimerization activity. The record is from RefSeq and is a predicted model, not a curated record.